Acanthochromis polyacanthus (spiny chromis) is the source of this 969-nucleotide messenger RNA. RefSeq names its product OTU deubiquitinase with linear linkage specificity a (gene otulina). The coding region runs from base 137 to 790 and encodes 217 amino acids. The record is from RefSeq and is a predicted model, not a curated record. The transcript is spliced from 3 exons. Lineage: Eukaryota; Metazoa; Chordata; Actinopteri; Pomacentridae.
CUCUUUGGGUCGCAGGUUGAUGACGUAAGCUGCUAGCUGGAAGCCGUUGCUGAGGCAGCAGCUGCUCUCAGGUGUUUCAUAUGUCGCUAAAACACCGGACAGUCUCCUUAGAAGCAGGGUUUACUGUAAACUCACCAUGUCUUGGUUCAAAUCGGUGUCUGUCAGCGGAGAAGACGUGUUCGACGAGAAUGGAGACGAGCUGAAUUUACAGAGUAAAGAGUGGACGUCCAACAUGAAGAAGCGGAUCAAGGACGGGUAUGUGGAGGGAGUGGAUGCCGGGGAGGAGGCCUCACUUCAGGCCGGAUUCAGCCAGGGCUUCAGGGAGGGAGUAGCUCAGACUGCAGCUGUGGGUCGCCUCAAAGGAAUAAUCAGCGCUAUAUCGUGCUGGUGCCAGAUUGAGCGUCCGGAAAACCCCGUCCCAGCCUCUGUGACCGACCUGCUGCAGCUGGUCACGCAGCACGAGGACCGGGUCGUGGACAGCAUCAAGAGGGCUUUAGAGAAUCCUCCUCCCAGCGUGAGCGACGUCUCCGAGAGCAUGGAGGACCUGGAGGUGGAAGCUGGUCCAGGCUGCGGUGGAGAGGAGUGUAAAGAGACAGACUGCUGCCAGAGAGCAGAAAGCAUGGACUGGGACACUCGACAAAAGCCACAAAAGCUCCGUUCAAGGUCAGCCGACUGCUCCUCAGGCUCAGGUCUGAGCCUCCUCCUGCAGCGCUGUGUGGACGUAGCAACGGAGCUCAGACUGCCACAGGAGCUGAUCGCCCACAUGCAGGAGCUGAAGAGCUUCCAGUGACCAAAACAUCUGGGAACAAUCAGAAACAAAACGAGUUUGAACGAUGGGAAUACUGGAAUUGUGAAACACAGCAGGUUUUAGUUUGAAUUUUAUGUAUAUAAUGUAAAAUAGGAUUUUUGCAUUUUCAUAAAUUGAUGUUUUAAAAAAGUUUGAAAAUAAACAUAAGAUUUCCUACCACA